AUGGUGUUGAAUACACUAGACUCCCUGCUGAACAGAGUUGGCGUAGCUAACUCCGCCGCAGCUGGAUUGUCCACCACAAGCUGGGUAGACAAUGGCCUCAGCGGUGGAUCCGGAGUGUGCGUUCAGAACCAAGUUAACAACAACGCCGGCAGUACCGUAGCCUGGAGACACCGAAGUCUCGCGAGCGCCAAAGAUGUGAAUACCGGGACAGCUGCUCUGGCGUUCCUCAAGUACGCCUGCUGGCGUCGCGAGUGCGCCGCCGAGGAGAAGAAGGGAAGUAGCUGCCUUGAACAUAUUGAGAAGCUGAAUAGAUAG
Pseudogymnoascus destructans is the source of this 315-nucleotide messenger RNA. RefSeq lists its product as uncharacterized. Bases 1 to 315 code for a protein of 104 amino acids. The transcript has a single exon. NCBI's taxonomy places the organism in Eukaryota, Fungi, Ascomycota, Leotiomycetes, Thelebolales, Thelebolaceae. The record is from RefSeq and is a predicted model, not a curated record.